AUGGGAUUCGACGAACUGUUGUCGACUGGAUAUACGCCUGGUGCUAGUAUUGUUGAUGGAAAAGCCACUUACAAAGGUUACGAUGAAUUAAAGCAGGCAUUCGAAAAGCUAAGAUGUUCAGAUUUGCAACUGAUUGCAAUGGAUACAAUAGCUUCUGGUGAUAGUAUCAAGCAAAUAUCGACAUGUCAGCGAGGAGGUGCAUCUGCAACAUGCACUGUGACAUGGAAUAAGGUCGGUGCUGAUUGUAAAAUGACUCGUGAACAUUGGACAUAA
This is a messenger RNA of Rotaria socialis, 273 nucleotides long. NCBI's taxonomy places the organism in Eukaryota, Metazoa, Rotifera, Eurotatoria, Philodinida, Philodinidae. The record is from the annotation of a GenBank genome assembly.